AUGUACACAGAAACCCCACUGACUCGUAAGAGAAAGGUCAAGACAGGCUGCAAGACCUGCAAAAUACGCCGUGUGAAAUGCGAUGAAGGCCGACCGGCCUGCCGACGCUGUGUAUCAACCAGUCGAGUCUGCGAUGGCUAUGGAAUAUGGGGAGGUGGUGGCACUCCUUACACGCAGCCACAGACCAACCGGGCUCUUUCGGUCUACUGCACCCCAGUGCCGAUUGGCAGUCUCAGCGACGAAGAGAAUGUCUGUUUUGACUGGCUGAUCAAACGAACGGCCAAGAAGUUCACUGGUCUCUUUGCUUCGGACUUUUGGGAAACACUGAUAUUCCAAGCUAGUGCGCAGGAACCCGCUGUGCGCCAUGCUGUCAUUGCCCUGUCGUCUGCUCAUCGGUUCGCGCAGUAUGACGAGGAGGGGCUUCUUGUAAACAAGCUCAAGGAAGAGCGGUUCACGCUGCAGCAGUACAAUAAGGCGAUUCAGUACCUGCGCAGUAACAAUGUCGAUGACAGCCAUUCGCUCCGCGUGGCGCUGAUCACUUGUAUGCUGUUCGUCACGCUGGAAUACCUCCGAGGCCAAUAUCAGGUGGGAAGUGCACAUCUCCGAUAUGGCAUGAAGCUGCUUUCCGAUGUCUCUGGAUCGGGUCCACGAUCUACGAUGGCUCCAACCUUCCUCUGCACAGAGGGAGAUUUCGCGUACAACGCCUUGAUCGACGCCUACUCCCGAUUAGCCAUCCAAUCAGCCAUGUUCGGCCACGUCCCUUCAUAUAUGUGUGUUGUAACGCAAGAUCCUCAGACGACGACAAUCCCCUACAUAUUCAGCUCUCUCAUACAAGCGAGACGCACCCUGGACGAUCUCUUAAAUAGAGUCCACUGCCUCAAAAGAUACCAUCACGACCUCCAAACACCAGACUCACCAACCGAAACGAAAGAAACAGUCAAAAUACAAACCCAAAUCUUAACCGACCUAACUCUCUGGCGCAAAGCAUAUACAUCAACUCUAUCCCGUCUAGACAACACAAAAGCCAGCGCGAAAGACAAAACCGGCUAUCUCCUCCUACGAGUCUACCACGAAAUGGCAACAAUAAUGGCCUCAGUAAGCCUAACACCAGAACCCGAAGCCGAAACAAUCUACGACUCCUACACAGAACACUUCAUAACAAUACUAGCCUGCUUCCUCGACCUCUGGAAAACAUGGACAACAAGUAAUAUCCACGAAACGCACCUCUCGGCCCUAAUCGCGCAUUCCGACGACCUAAAAACCCUCUUCAAAGACUUCACCCUAACCCCCAACAACAUGCACACCAUGAUCGAAACCUCCCUACUAGAAAUCCUCGAAGGAACAAAAGACAUAUCGCUCCUUCUCCAAACCCCGGACUGCGGCGGCUCCAGCUUCACCGUUGAAACAGGCUACAUUCCGCCUGUAUAUUACACAGCGUUGAAGUGCCGCGUGCCGCGAAUUCGGCGGCAGGCUGUGCGGACGCUGCGUGCGGCGCCGCAUCGGGAGGGGGUUUGGAAUGGGCUUCUUCUGGCGGAUGUGCUUGAAGAGAUCAUUGCUGUUGAGGAGGGGGGUUUGUAUGCUGAUGAUGGGAGGGUUGACCGUGUGGGUGGGGGGUUUCUUCCUAGGCCUGAUGAUUUGUGUUUGCCCAAGGUGCCGGGUGCGAUGAGAGUUUCUGAUGUUAGGGUUAUUUUGCCGGAUGAUGUUUCUGGGGAGACGUUUGUUAGUUAUCGGAGGAGGGGGGUUGGAUGGGGAGUGGGUUUGUUGUAG
This is a messenger RNA of Penicillium nucicola, 1767 nucleotides long. RefSeq names its product Zn(II)2Cys6 transcription factor. Bases 1 to 1767 code for a protein of 588 amino acids. Lineage: Eukaryota; Fungi; Ascomycota; Eurotiomycetes; Eurotiales; Aspergillaceae. The transcript is spliced from 2 exons. Gene Ontology annotation, molecular function: DNA-binding transcription factor activity, RNA polymerase II-specific; zinc ion binding. The record is from RefSeq and is a predicted model, not a curated record. Gene Ontology annotation, biological process: regulation of DNA-templated transcription.